Molecule: messenger RNA, 6537 nt
Organism: Oikopleura dioica
Lineage: Eukaryota; Metazoa; Chordata; Appendicularia; Copelata; Oikopleuridae
Source: the annotation of a GenBank genome assembly
AUGUCUGUAGAGGCGAAAAACGAAAAAAGCGAAAACCUAGUGAGGGAGAAAAUAUCGGAGGAAGUAUCGGACUUCUCAGAUGUAAGCUCAGGUUUGAGUCUUAGCUCGCAAGAUACAAAUGGAGAAGAUUUCGAUGGAGACACGGUUGGAUCUGUAACAACAGAUUCCAAGCCUUCUGAAAAUUCUGCUAAAGAAGAACAAGUCACAAAAGAACCACCGAAAGAAGAGGCUGACAAGAAGGAUAUCUCAAAGCCCAAAACAUUGAAUAUUAAAACCAUCGCUCCGAUUACCGGUAACAAUGGAGGGAAAGAAUCGCAUGAAUCUGAGCUCGCCCGAAUGGUUAAAAGACUCACUGGAAACUCGUUCCAAAAUACCUCGAGCUCUCAUCCCAGCCGUGAAAAAUCCUGGGUACCGGUGAGCAAAUCAUCUUGUGAGUCUCAAUCAUCAAGCUCACCUGAAGAAAUUCCGUCAGACUCUGCUCUGGAAAAACCAGCAGAAAAGAUAGAAGGAAAUGUGAAGCCUGAAACAAUCUCGACCACAGAGCCAGAAGAAAAACCUGACAUAGAAGAUUUAUCGAAAGAAGGCCAAGAACCGCAGAAAGAUCAAAUUGAAUGUAAAAAGGAUGAUUCUUCAGGAAGCAAGUCUGGAAAAUCAGCGAGGCAAUAUAAACGUCGCGUUGGGAGUUUAAGCCUUUCUGUCCGCCCAAAGCCAAAGCAAAUCCAAUCAAUUCAAGAGCAAAGUGCUCCAGACGCCGAAAAAUCAGUAGAAAGUGGCCUAACACCUCCCGUAGUUCGAUUUCCUCCAAAAGUACCAAGAACAACUUCAAAUGUUUCGACAGAUUCAGACUCCGAGUUUCUUCCCAGGAAGGAGAAAUAUAAAGAUGUGGUGAAAAAUAAGCUGGCAAAUAGAGCAAAAAUUAAUGAAGCGAAUAAAUUAGAUGCUAAAUUGGACAAUAUCGUGGAAGAUCCGCUGAGCGAUGGCAAUCAAAAUACAUCCGACGAUGCAGAGAGCAUGCCAGUCUCUUAUCAAGUGGAAGAAUCUGUCAAUAUUCCUAAGGUCAUCGAAGAAGAGCCCGAGUUUCAAGAAGAAGUGCCAAAAGAAGAGCCAGUUUCUGCGCCGCAAAUUGAGGUCAAAACUGAAGCCGAUGAAGUGUCUGUCUCCGAAGUUUCCGAAGUGCACCAAGAAGAGCUAAAAAAGAACUUGACUAACCAUCAAAAAGUACCAACAAAAUCGCGAAAGCCGCUGGCAAGAAAAGGAACUCCAGGAGUAAACAUUCAGCAAAUACCUGAGGAAAAAUCUGAAAUCUCUCAAGCCGAAUCGUCAAUUUCUGAAGCGCCCGAGAAAAAAUCAAGGAAGAAGAAAAAAGACAAAAACAAGGAGAAGUCUCUUCCAAAAGAAGAAACAGCCGAAAAACCCGAAUCAUCGACACUGGAAGAUGACGAAAAGUUGAAGAAGGAAUACGAAGAGUUUGUUGAAAAACAAAAAGAAGUCGAGAAACAACUAAAAGAAGAAAAACGAAAGGCGAAGAAGUCGAAAAAGAAGCAAGCAAAAUUAGAAAGUGUAAAAGUCACCAACAUCUUUGAUAUCCACGACAAGAGCUGGUCCGAUUCUGUCAAAAAACUGCCACCCGAAGACUUGGCCAAACACGAGCGCAGAAACUCGUAUACUGUAAAACUCGUCCAGAAAGCAGCAAUGGACAAGAAUGGGAACAUGGUAAAGAUGGUGCACCUGGCAAAGAAUGAGAGAAAAGCUGAACUAGCAAACAUCAAGGAAAGCUUGAACGAACGGCGAAUGAGUUGUGACACGCUGGACGAUUUGAAAUCGAUGAAAUCUUGCAUGACAGUGGACUCUUCUUCCAAACGGAGUUCGAGCUCGCAGUCGCAAAAUGACUCGAUGCUGGACAUAAUUUUGCCACGACCAGUCUUUCGCUGGGUCGAUCCAACCCUCGUCCCACGAUUCACCCAUCGAAUCGAGUUCCAAGACGUUGACCACGAAGCACUCGGGUCGAACACGCCCGAAGCAGUCAUUCACGACAUCGUUCAUCGGCAAAAAUUCACAGAUGGCAAGAUGCGAAGUCAGAAUUUCAAAAACCUGGUUUCGAUCAUUCGCGGAAAUGGCCUUGCCCGAAAUAAUUUUCUUUUUCAAAAGAUUCUAGAGCAGCGUGGAUCUGUGCCCAUUAUCUUGAAGUCCCUGGAAGGAGCUGGUUUUGACAACUUUUCAAAAGCCCUCGAUUUGUUUGAAAUAUUCGUUGGAGAUGGAAGCAAGAUCAAUUUGGCGAACGAUGUUUCUUUGCCAAGAGUCGCGUUUAUUUCCGACAAGGACAAAAAAGAACGCAACCCAAAAUUGAUCGAACUCGCUCUUCAUCACACGGUGACAUCAGGGACAUCGAAUGUCACAAAAUUAAGAGUUUUCAAAGAAACAUUUGUCGAAAUCGGCAUCGGAUUCAUCGAUGUUGAAAACAAGUCCCAACCGGAUCCUUGGAUAGUCCUGAAUGUUUCAGGAAAAUCAGAAAAGCUCAUGGAUUUUGUCGAGAAAUUUGCGGAUGUCAUUGUAUCUGACGGGGAUAGUUACACAAUGCACAGUAAGAACGGCACUGUUCCUUUGCAAAAUGAGUCAGAAGAGCUUGAUGAAAUCGCGGACGAGCUGAACGAGCAUCUAUCAAAGUGGAAGUGGUUUGACGAACGAGUUUCGCUGCAAAAACUGAGGGCGGAAAAUGUCGAGCAUUUUUACGCAUCAUCUGGGGUCGAAGCACUCGAUGCCGCGGUCAAGUCCUGUUUGGCUUCGAAAAAUGUUCUGAGAAAUGAACUAGGGCUCCAGGAACUCUUCCAAAACUACUGCAACCUUUUGGACGAAAAGAAUCUGUCGCUUUCCGAAGAGACGGAAGAGCUAAAACGCGCUAGAGAGACGUACCAGCAGCAGAUUAAAACGAGCCGAAUUUGUGGAAUUAUCGACGUUUUUCUACGCGUGCUUCAGAAUGAGGACGACGAGCUACGAAUUCUCGGAUUCAAGACGUUCUCGCAUGUUUUUGAACGACUCGUGGGGCAAUACACCGCCGAAUCGUAUCAGAAUUAUUUGACUGCGGCGAACAAUAUGCAGCAAAAAGGAGGGGAAGAAGCACGAAAAGAUUUCUUCAAGGCUAAACUUGAGUACACAAAACAAUCUGUUUCUCUGACUCAAAUCUGGCGGGAGAUGAGCCACGUCUAUGUCGGAAAUCCGCGACGAACCAAGAUCAAAUUCCUCCCUUCCAUCGCUGCGCAACAUCUUUUGGAUGGUUUCCCUCUAGAAUUACAAGACGGAGAUACAGGGCAUUUGAACGAGAAGUGGCUCGAUGCAGUCUUUCAUUCUGUCAUUGAGAAAAUUGGAGACGUCCGGGUCUUCGUACAGUCAGUUAUUGGGGUCCAAUCUGCUGGCAAAUCAACUCUUUUGAAUACGAUGUUCGGGACGCAGUUUAGCUGCGGAGAUGGAAUGUGUUCUAGGGGAAUCAAUAUGCAACUGGUCAAAUCCAAGUUUUCUCCGUUAUUUGACUACAUUCUAGUGCUCGAUACAAAAGGAAUUAGAGCUCCUGAGUUUGCAGGAAGAGCAUUUAGCGAGAAUAAAGACAAUAAAAUGGCGACAAUGAGCAUCAUUCCUUCUGAUUCUACAAUCAUGAUGACGGUUGGGGAUGACGACUCAGCAGUGAAGGAUAUUUUACCAAUCGUUCUUCGCGCUUAUCAAUCGAGUUCCAUAGCUGAAGAAUCGGGUCUUACAGUCCGUCCGAAAAUGACAGUUUUAUACAAAGUCAAUAAUGCGAAUGGACAUUCUUUCAAUGCGACUUUGAACGAGCGACUUUCUCUCGUUGAAAGCUUGCGAUCUGCGAACGAGAUUUUGAAUGAUUGUGGCGUUAUUGGAGAUUCUAUGGAUGAUGCGGUGUAUAAUUCUGUGAUGAGCGUGGCUGGAGCUAAGAAAGAAAAGGGGAAGAACGAGCUCAGGGACGUGAGCAUUUCUUUCAUCAAUAUCUCCACGGGCGACAACGAGCUCGAAGGCAAUAUUAAGUUCAUUGGGCAGCUCAAAAGUUCUCCCAAUCCUCCUGAUGACAAGCCUGAGCCCGGUUUUGGAAAACGAGUUCGCGAGCUUCGAAAAUAUAUUCACAGCCAAACUGUCGAUUCCAGAUACGAGCCGAAGAGAUUGUCGGAAUGGUGGGGUCUCAUGAAAGAUGUUUCCAACUCCAUGUCCACAAUGGACUUCAAUUUCAACUUCAAAAACGCCGUCCAACUCCGAGCAUACAACCAGCUCAAGAAUGCCGAAAAAAAGCUCAAGCGCGAUCUUGAGCGAAAAAUGUCCAGCGCCACCGAGCGGUUGGAAAAACUAACCGCAACGAAGGCGGCCGAGCUUGAUGCUAAAUAUGAGACGAUUGACGAAUUGGUGGAGGAUCAUCGGCACGAUUGUGGGGUGAUUGUCGAGGAGUUCAUCCAGAAUCAUGAAAACUUACUCAAAGAAAAACACUUUGCCUCGCUUGGCGGAAACAAGCCCACGUUUGUUAAUCACUGGACAAGUCAAGCUUCAAGAAUAAACGACACAAAAGGAUAUCUUUUCAAACGCUUUGCAUCCAACACGCUCAAGUUCAACACCAUCCUUGCCCGCUACGAGCAGCAGUUCCGAAACAAGCUUCGAAAAGCAUGGGAAAACAACCCAUCGAUGAAAGAAAAACCCGAAGAGUACCAAAAAUUCUUCGAUAAAGAGUACAAUUCUUUCUAUGAAGAGCUAAAAGCCGAUCAACCGCCGCAAAUCGAUGUUCAAGCCCGGGUUUACGAACGAUUCCGGGACUUUGAAGUGCAGCUAGAAUCCGACAAAGCAAAGCGGGAAAAGAUGGACAUCUCGGGAAAAAUGAUGAAAAUGAUCGUGGGCGAAAAAGAUGGCAAAGAAGACAAAGCGUUUCUGGAGACAUGGAAGAAACCGCUGAAAGAGAAGACAUCCACAAUCAGAAAAUGUAAAACGGAUGAAGAUGGAGAACAGAUCUGGUCGACAGAGUCGGUAACCGGUCUUGACGAAUCAUCUUCAUUGAGUUAUUACGCCAAAGGAAUCAAGCAUUCCAUCGACGACAUUCUCCAAAACUGUGAAAAAUUUUCAACAAGCGUCGUGGACAAAAUCCUCUACAAAGUCCACCAGCAAGUAAACAAAGUCACCAAAAAGCAUCGCGAAGCACUUUUGUUUUAUAUUUUCGCGAAAAAGUACACAACCGAGAGUCUCGAAAGAGUUCACUCAAAGUGGGAACAAGAAAAUAAUAUCGUCGAGCGAUUUGGAUCGGCAGAAAGCAAGGAGAAAAUGUGGCUGAAUUUUGAAGCAAGCUGUAAAGAUCUGACGGAGUUUCAAAUGCUGAUGGAGCAGCUCAAGAAUGAAAUUAAAACGGCGGUUGUUAAGGGCUUCCAAGAGUUUGCCGCUGAAGAGGUGAGUAUUAAAACAGCGAGUUCCAACGAUUUGGAAGCUGAAAAAAUGUGGAAGACGAUGGAAAUCGACUUGAUGAAGACCUCGCAGCUGGCGAACAUCACUUUCAAUGAUGAAACAAAACUACUGUUAGCCACUGAAAUCGCUAAAACUCUCUGUCUCUCGAAAGACAAAGAAUUUGUCCAAAAGAUCGCCUCCUCGGUGAAAGAUCUUCGUGGGGAAGUGUCGAAGAUCUUGUUGAAAAAUGUUUCCUUCCCUGCCGCGCAUUACUGGCGAAUUUUCGAGCGGCUAGUAGAAGCUCACUUUUCUAUUAACGAAACGAAGAAUUCCCUGGAAGUCAAACUUGAGAAGCAUUUUGAUUCAAUUAUCGAGGAGAGCGAGAAAAGGGACUCAAUUCUUGAGAAACUGAAAUUUCUUUCCAGCGCAGUGGCGAAUCCAGAUGAUGCUCGACUGAGGCCGAUUUGCAAGAAUUUACUUUCAAGCUGGUUUUCUGAUAAAUUAGAAGUCGCCGAAACGAACAUUUCAUUUGAAGACGAAUUAAAGCUCAUCAAAAAAGAAUGCCGUCGCCUUAUAAGUACUGUCGAAGCGCCAAACCCUUCCGACCUAUCAGCAGAGGUGCGCAAAUGUCUCCUCAAGCGAGACACCGAGGCUUCUAUGGCCAGAUGCGCGUCCACCUGUCCAGUUUGUCACACCAUUUGUCUGAAAGAAGCCGGCCAUUUGGACAAGCACGACGGCAAGCAUCAGCCACUUGGGUUGGCUGGAAUUUCGAGCUAUAAAAGUAAUCGUCUAAGCUUUUGUUCAUGCGCUGAAGCUGUUUCUCGACGAGCUUGGAUUUGCAAGGACAACAAGAAGAAGAUGUCAAUGAGCUGGAGCCCUUUCAAGGCAAAGAGCAUGUUCAAAGGCUGGCAAAUGCCUGUAAAAGACACUGUAACAAAGGAAAAUGAAAAAGUUCCAACGCGCGCGAUGAUCCUCCUCGAGUUCAACCGCGAGUUCUCCUCUUACUACGGCAAAAAGACGAGCGCGGAAGAAGAGCUGAACAAGACGGCGAAUUCGAUUAAAAAGAUCCACGGUCAUUUGGACGUCGGGAGGUUUAUAAAAAAGCUGAGCGCGAAUUGA